This is a messenger RNA of Entamoeba invadens IP1, 534 nucleotides long. RefSeq lists its product as hypothetical. Bases 1 to 534 code for a protein of 177 amino acids. The transcript has a single exon. Lineage: Eukaryota; Evosea; Mastigamoebida; Endamoebidae. The record is from RefSeq and is a predicted model, not a curated record.
AUGGGUAAGAUAUAUACAGACAUGUUUAAUUUUUGUGAAGAAAUGGAAAAACUGAGAAAUUGGCUCAUUGGUCUUGUGUUGCCUGGGUUAUUUACAAGCGAUGACAUCAAUGCGUUAGAAAGACUCUUUCAUUCUUUUAAAUUCAUAUUGGACCAACUCGAAAUUCAACGAAUAACUGAAAGAAAAGUUAUAGUGGCCUUGAUGUUUAUUGAACCCAUUCUCGACGUGUUUAUAAGUCGUCGGAUUAAAACUAUUAUUAGUUCUUUUUGGAGGAAGAAAUAUUACUUUUAUACUAAAGUAGACCGAGCUUUUUUUAGAGAGCCAGAACAAAGAGAAAAGGCCAAAAAUUUGUUCAAAUAUGCAGAAGCUUACAUCAGAAAAUUUGCAAAUGAAGUUAUAGCAAUGACUCGAACCCCUCUAUUGGUCAAUGCCCAAAAAGCUCAACAAAUUGCAGCUAAGAUGGAAAGUUUAUUGUCAUUUGUAAAUAAUGCCGAUGACGGGUAUUACGGAAAUCCUCUAUUACAAACUUUUUGA